Molecule: messenger RNA, 1801 nt
Organism: Cucurbita pepo subsp. pepo (vegetable marrow)
Lineage: Eukaryota; Viridiplantae; Streptophyta; Magnoliopsida; Cucurbitales; Cucurbitaceae
Source: RefSeq, a predicted model, not a curated record
AUGACAAUGGGUCUUCUCCAUCUUCCUCUUCUUUCCUCCCUCUCUACUCUUACCUCUUCACGAAAUCUUUCUUUUCGUCGUAACUUUUACGUGUCUUUCCAAAUGAAUAAGCGAUCGAUUGUCGAUACAAAAGUUUAUAAUACUUCUGUUGUUCGGCGGUCUGCAAAUUACCAACCUCCUAUAUGGAAGCAUGAGUUUGUUGAAUCGCUAACGAGUGAAUUCACGGGAGAGAAGAGUUUAAAUAGAAGAGAUAUGCUAAAAAGAAGAGUGAAAAUGAUGUUGAACAAAAAAUUAUUAUUGGAUGGAGAUAGUUUGAGACAAUUGGAGCUAGUUGACAAGCUACAAAGGUUGGGAUUGUCAUAUCAUUUCCAAAUAGAAAUAAAUCAAAUCUUAGAGAAUAUGAAUGAAAAAUUUGAGAAUGGAAAGGAUUUAGAGUGGAACAACUUAUAUGCCACGGCUCUUCAUUUUAGGAUUUUAAGGCAACAUGGUUAUUAUAUUCCCGAAGAGGUCUUUGAGAAGUUUCACGAUGAGUUAGAAAGUUGUAAUAAUAUUUGUGAUGAGAAAGCUAAGGGAAUGUUAUCCUUAUACGAAGCUUCCUUUUUAGCAAUGGAAGGUGAAUCCUUUUUGGAUAAUGCAAGACAUUUUGCCAUUCAACAUCUAUCAAAAUACCUUAAAUCGAGCGAUAAUGAAAUAAUUUGUUCUAUGGUAAGCCAUGCUCUCGAACUCCCACUUCAUUGGAGAAUGCCAAGAUUGGAGGCUAGAUGGUUCAUCGAUUUGUAUCGAAAAAAACCUGAACCAAACCUUAAGUUGUUGGAUUUCGCCACGUUAGAGUUCAAUAUUGUCCAAUCCGCACAUCAAGAUGACCUGAAAUAUGCCUCUAGGUGGUGGAAGAGCACUGAGCUCGGAGAAAAACUCGACUUUGCAAGAGAUAGAUUGAUGGCAAAUUUCUUUUGGUCUGUGGGAAUGGGAUGCAAACCUCAUCUGGGAUAUUUUAGAAGAAUGUCUACAAAAAUUGCUUCGUUAAUAACAAUAAUUGACGAUGUUUAUGAUGUGUAUGGAACUUUAGAUGAACUUGAACUCUUCACCAAUGUUGUCGAGAGAUGGGACAUUUCCGCCGGUGAUUCAUUGCCUAACUACAUGAAAAUAUGUUUUAUUGCUCUCCACAACACAAUCAACGAUGUGACUUUCGAUGCUGUUAAGAAUCAUGGAGUCAAUGUCAUUCAAUAUUUAAGAAAAAUGUGGGUAGAUUUAUGCAAAACGUUCUUGAUAGAGGCAAGAUGGCAAUACACCAAUUAUAAGCCAACAUUCCAAGAGUAUUUAGACAAUGCAUGGAUUUCAGUAUCCGGAUCUCUUCUUCUCGUUCAUGCUUAUGUCUUUGCCACAAACUCAAUAAUGAAAGAGGAUUUGGAAUACUUGGAAGACUAUCCUGAUCUUAUUCGACAUUCAUCCAUGAUCUUUCGUCUUACCAAUGACUUAGCUUCAUCAUCGGAUGAAGCAGAGAGAGGUGAAGUUGCUAAGUCUCUCCAAUGUUACAUGAAUGACACAGGUGCCUCUGAACAUGAAGCACGAAGAUAUAUAAAGGAUUUGAUUAACCAGUCGUGGAAGAAAUUGAAUAAAAUUCAAAUGUUGAAUUAUUCACCAAUUAUCUCUAAAGAUUUCAUUGAAAUUUCUUUAAAUCUCGCUAGAAUUUCGCACACAGUCUACCAACAUAGAGAUGGACACACUCUGGAAGAUCAAGAGACCAAGGAUCGUGUCUCAUCUUUAUUCAUCAGGCCUACAUAGAUUCAUACAAAUUAAUAAC